Molecule: messenger RNA, 3069 nt
Organism: Closterium sp. Naga37s-1
Lineage: Eukaryota; Viridiplantae; Streptophyta; Zygnematophyceae; Desmidiales; Closteriaceae
Source: the annotation of a GenBank genome assembly
AUGGCGCAGCUAACUCCACGACAAAAAGCCGCAGCCGGCGCGCUCUUCACAUUCGCGCUCGCAGAUUCCCUCAGCCAACGAUCGCACGCUUUCGCACAGCCGUUCGCAGACCUUCCUCCGGCCGUCGCAGACGCAAGAAGCGGCGGUGGGAACGGGCAGCGCGCGAGCGUGUGGACGGAGGAUCCGAGCGCGAUACGGUUCCUGGGCGUGCUACUGCAGGAAAGCGCAUCACUCCCCCCCGCGGAGAGGGAGAGGGUGGCGGCAGUGGCGGAGUGCGUUCGCGCACAGGCCUUGAAACUGCAGCAGCAGGCGCGGGGGAGGCGGGAGAGGGAGCGGAGGGAGGUGCGGAGGGCGUGGCAGGGGGAGAGGCAGCGCAUGCAUGAGGCUGCUGCUGCAGCGGCAGGGAGUGGGGGGUAUGGGCGGGGUGGAGGGAGUGGUGGCGGGGGAACAGCGGGGGGAGCAGGCGCAGGGGGUGGUGGUGCAGGUGGUGUUGGUGCUGGUGGGGUGGAGAGCGAUUUUCAGCGGUUCGGGUUAGAAAAAGCAGGAGCAGGGGCAGGGGCUGGGGCAGGUGCAGGGGCAGGGGCAGGGGCAGGGGCAGGUGGGUUUUUCAAUGGGGACGAAGAGGAGGAGGACGAGGGGGAGGGGGAAGGAUUUGGGGGAGCAGGGAGUGGGUUCGGAGGGGGGUUUGAUGGAGGGGGGUUUGCAGGAGGAGGGGGGUUUGGUGAUGGGGGUUUCUUUGGGGUUGAUGAGGGAGAGGAGGAGGGGGAGGAGGAAGAGGGUGGGUGGGGGCAGAAUGCGGGGUCUGGUGGUGGUGGUGACGGUGAUGGUGGUGGCAAUGAGAAGGCGAGGCUUGUUGUUGAGCAAGGGGAGCAAGGGGAAGGAAGCAGUGGUGAUGUUCAACCAACCCCACCUCCAGCAAGAGUAACCCGUGAGCCGGUGCCGUUUGCUGCGGCAGUGGCGGGUAUUCCCGAGGACGAGCGCAUUGCCGUGCUGUGGGAGCUGCUGGCUGCAUUCAUGUCGGAUGAACGCACUUCUGGUGGCGGUGGUGGUGCGGGUGCUGGUGCUGGUGCUGCUGGUUCUGGAACAGGGGAUGCUGCAGGGCAGAGUGUGCAGGCAGGGGGGUAUGAUUCCCGCGAGCGCACAGCACUCCGGCUCCUGGCCCUGUGGUUGCAGCUCGAUUGGUCCCUCGUGGCUGCAAUGGUGCGCAUGCUAGCAACAGCAGCAUUCAACGCACAGGCUGCAAUGGAGCGCAUGCUAGCCACAGCAGCAUACAACGCCCAAGUGCAAAUCGACCAGGCAUCAGCAGCCUCACCCCACCCUCUCUGCUCGCCUCUAUCCUCCUCUAUUACCCCCUUAUUCCCCCCUCACCAACCCCACCAGGCUGCAAUGGAGCGCAUGCUAGCCACAGCAGCGUACAACGCCCAGGUGCAGAUCGACCAGGCAUCAGCAGCCUCACCCCACCCUCUCUGCUCGCCUCUAUCCUCCUCUAUUACCCCCUUAUUCCCCCCUCACCAACCCCACCAGGCUGCAAUGGAGCGCAUACUAGCCACAGCAGCGUACAACGCCCAGGUGCAGAUCGACCAGGCAGCAGCAGCCGCCGCAGCAGAGAAAGCCAAGGCAGCACAGGCAGGCAACCGCAAGUGGGGCGGGUGGGGGCGGGCUAUGAGCAUAGGCGCAGCAGCAGUGGGGACAGGCGCGCUGCUGGCGGUGACGGGGGGGUUGGCGGCGCCUGUGCUGCUGGCGGGGAUGUCUGCUGCUGGGUCGGUGAUUCCGGUGGCCGGGGGGAUUCUCACUGGCGCUGCUGCGCUGGCUGGGACGACUGUGGGCUCUGCUGCUGUCAUUGGCGCCUUUGGUGCCGCGGGUGCCCGCAUGGGCAGCUACAAGAUGGCGCGGCGCCUGGGAGACGUGGAGGAGUUCAAGUUCGUGCCACUCGCCAAUGCUGAUGCUGUCCGCGCCAUGGGCGUUGCUGUAGGGCGACAAGGAGGGGGAGGGGGAAUGGGAGGAGGGGGAGCGGGUGGAGGAGGGGGAGGGGGACGAGGGGGAACGGUGGACAUGUGGGGGAGACGUUCUGGUGAUGCUGGUGGUGGGAGAGGAGGAGGUGGUGGUGGUGAUGGGGAUGAGGAUGGCGUUGGGGUUCGCUGUGCGGCGGUGCAGCUGUCAGUGGCAACCGGGGGAGCGAUGGUAGCAGUGCAGGUGCUGGGGGCUGCUGCUGCUGCUUUAGGCCUUCUGAAACAUGCACCAUUCUCUCCCCCCCCUACACCCAUCUUCACCGCUCCCUUUCACCCCAUCACCGCGGUGCAGCGGUCAGUGGUGACGGGGGGAACCAUGGUGGCAGUGCAGGUGCUGGGGGCGUCUGUCAUGUGGCCCAUCACACUGCUCACUGCUGCUGCUACGAUUGACGACAAGUGGAGCGUUGCUGUCAACCGCACGGACAAGGCAGGAGCAGUGUUGGCAGAUGUGCUGUUGGAGCGAACACAGGGAUCCAGGCCAGUGACGCUGAUAGGCUUCUCCCUGGGUGCACGUCUCAUCUUCUCCUGUCUCACCCACCUUGCUGCUAAAGGCCAUGCUGCAAUGGGGGUGGUGGAGCGGGCAGUACUACUGGGAGCGCCAGUGGCAGCACGAGACAGCUCCGCAUGGGAGGCAGCAAGACGGGUCGUCUCUGGUCGCUUGGUAAACGGCUACUGUGAGAACGACUGGGCGUUGGGCCUCAUGUAUCGCACCAGUUUUCUGCUUUCCGGAGUUGCUGGCAUUCAAGCAGUCAAGGUCAAGGGAGUUGAAAACGUGAAUCUCACGCCUCUGGUGGACGGGCACACGAGCUACCUGUCGGGAGUGGAGCGGCAACCAUCCACUUUGUCUUCUGAAUUACUUUUUACACUUCCCCCCUCCCUCCCCCGUUGCACGCCCAUGCAGGUGAAUCUCACGCCUCUGGUGGACGGGCACACGAGCUACCUGUCAGGAGUACCGGCCAUUCUGGAUGCUCUGAGCAUCGACUCCCCGCUCGCUGCCACACCCACCGACGUGUUGCGAGCUGCCAAGGAGUGGAAGGAGGAGGAGGAGAGCCUCAUCUGA